Messenger RNA from Malania oleifera, 1316 nucleotides. Its product is annotated as ras-related protein RABC2a. NCBI's taxonomy places the organism in Eukaryota, Viridiplantae, Streptophyta, Magnoliopsida, Santalales, Ximeniaceae. The record is from RefSeq and is a predicted model, not a curated record. The transcript is spliced from 6 exons. Bases 364 to 999 code for a protein of 211 amino acids. Gene Ontology annotation, molecular function: GTPase activity; GTP binding.
CUCCACUCAGCGUCGGGUGGUGGAGAACACGAGCCGUGCGCUCUGGGAAAACGGAAUUCGAGAAGAAAAGAAAAGAAAAGAAAAGAAAAGAUAGGAAAGGAAAAAAAGGAAAAAGAAUGCGUUUGUCCGCAGUUCUCAGGUAGCCGUUUUCUUUACUUUCUCUCCACCAUGCUCAGAUGCCAUUUGCUUUUCUUCCUCUCCUUUUCUCUCACGGUUUUGUUUUCUCUCUUUAUAUGCAUUUCCGCUGUUCCCGAAGAGAUAGAAACUGAAAGGAAAAGGAGUGAUCAUCACUGAACGCAUAGAGAGAGAGAGAGAGAGAGAGAGAGAGAGAGAGAGAGAGAGAGAUAUUCGAAGUUCGGAUUGAUGGGUUCGUCCUCGGGACAGAGCAGCAGCUACGAUCUCUCAUUCAAGAUCUUGUUGAUCGGCGACUCUGGAGUCGGCAAAAGCAGUCUUCUCGUCAGCUUCAUCUCUAGCUCUGUCGAAGAUCUUUCUCCCACCAUUGGUGUGGAUUUUAAGAUCAAACUGCUCACAGUUGGUGGAAAGAAAUUGAAGCUUACAAUUUGGGACACUGCUGGACAAGAAAGGUUCAGAACAUUAACAAGCUCUUACUAUAGAGGUGCCCAAGGGAUUUUUCUUGUGUAUGAUGUGACUCGAAGAGAAACCUAUACAAACCUUUCGGAUGUAUGGGCUAAAGAAGUAGACCUUUACUCCACAAAUCAGAACUGUGUCAAGAUGCUUGUUGGAAAUAAAGUUGAUAGAGAGUCUGAAAGGGUUGUAAGUAGAGAGGAGGGGAUCGCUCUGGCAAAAGAACUUGGAUGUUUAUUUCUUGAAUGUAGUGCUAAAACUCGAGAAAAUGUGGAGCAAUGUUUUGAAGAGCUUGCACUAAAGAUAAUGGAGGUUCCUAGUCUUUUGGAAGAAGGAUCUGCAGCAGUUAAGAGAAAUAUUCUGAAACAGAAACAGGAUUACCAGCCACCUUUGAGCGGGGGGUGUUGCUCUUAAAAUUCUUAACUAGGGAGGGCCUCCAUAUGAAUGCAGGAUUUAUGUAUGAUAUGAAGGCAUCAAGCAGCACUUCUAGUGGCACACAAACGCUGAGCGUAUUGUUUUUAACACUGUAAUUGAGUUAUGUAUAUGUGACUCCUUUGAUUGAUGCUACAACAACACAUUAGCUUGUGUAAAUGUGUUUGCCUCGUAACUUUGUUCUUUGUUUUAUCUUUUGUUAAUCUUCGCCCAGAAUGUUUUCAAAACAAAAAUUGCUUGUAUUUGAUUUGAUUUGUUUUGAUUUGAAUUUAUCAAUUCAUGCUGUGGAUAGUUCUUCA